CCGCAGGAUAGCCAGCAAAGUUCAUUCAAUUUCAAUUCAAUUUUCAUGUCAUGUCGUGGUGUUUUUAGAUCUUUAUCCCGUAAUGAUGCAGAUAGAAGGCUUACAUUGAUUUUUAAUUCUUACUUCGCAUCAGUGCUUCCCAUUUUGAUGGAUAUCGUGAAUUGUGAAACUGAAUAAUAUGUCGUAGGAUACCUACGCCGUCCUACGUAAAUAUAGGUUAGGUUACGCACCUAGCAUUUUGGAGAUAAAACACCAGGUGAAUAAUAUAUUCAGGCAUCAUGGAUCCGAACAUCUAUGCGAUGGUUCUGGAGACCCUGAACCGGGCCACUAGUCAGGAUACAGAAGUGUUGAAGCCAGCGGAGAAGAAACUACAGGAAUGGGAAAUAGAGCCCGGCUUUUAUUCUGUACUUUUGGAUGUACUUUCAAAUCACUCUAUCGACGUGAACGUCCGCUGGUUGGCCGUGAUGUGUUUCAAAAAUGGUGUCGAUCGUUAUUGGAGGCGUAACGCGCCGAACGCAAUCACCGAAGAGGAGAAAAUGAAACUCAGACAGGGACUCCUAACAACUAACAUACUAGGCGAACCAGUAGCUCAGAUUGCUACGCAACAGGCAGUUUUAAUUUCUAAAAUAGCUAGGUUUGAUUGCCCCACCAAUUGGCCUAGUUUAGUACCUGACUUGGUGUGCGCUUUGAAGGCGCCUCAACCACUAGUCCAGCACAGGUCAUUGCUGAUCUUCCAUCACGUCGUGAAAGCGUUGGCUUCAAAGAGGCUGAUCGGAGACAGGAGGACAUUCCAAGAAUUAACCCACUCAGUGUACGCAUUCAUACUAAACUUAUGGCACGAGAACACAGAGUUGUUCCUGCGUCACAUCCAAGAGGGCGCCGCAACUGGGCUCAUAACCGAACAUUUGGAGAAAGCGCUUCUGUGUCUUCGUAUACUGAGGAAAUUGACCGUAUUUGGAUUCAAGAAAGCCAAUGAAAGCCAAGACGCCGUUGCGUUUUUGAAUGUGGUGUACGAUAGGGCCAAGACCAGCUUGGAGUGCCGUAAAUUACUAAAAGGACGAGGCAUAUACCCGUUAGAACUAUGCGAGAAGUUCAUAAUACAUCUGACCAAAGUGGCCCUGGGAGUGUUGUGUUUCCAUCCAUUUUCAUACGUGCCUCUAAUCCGGCCUUCUUUAGAAUUCGCGCUCUUUUACUGUUUUACAGAACAGGGCAUGUCGUUAAUCUACGAAAGGUUUACGAUUCAAUGCUUGAAUAUCGUGAAAGGAAUAUUGCAAUGUGUUGAAUAUAAGCUGCCCAAGGGAGUCGAUCAGAUUUCUGAGCCAUUGACCCUACAAGCCCACCAAGUAAAAAUGGAGGUGUUAGAUCAGAACACAGUGUGCCACAUGUGCCGCCAUCUUGUGACGCAUUACUUCCUGCUGACGUCCGAUGACUUGGCGCUGUGGGACGCGGAGCCCGAGAGCUUCGCUAUUGACGAGGCUGGCGAGUCUUGGAAAUAUAGUCUCAGGCCAUGCACUGAAGCCUUAUUCCUUGAAUUGUUCCAAUUCCGCAACGUACUAGCGCCGGAAUUGGUCCGGCUUUUGGCAUCGCUUCAGCAACGGCCAAUCACGCCCGACGACCUGCCCGCCAUUUUGAAAAAGGACGCCAUUUAUAAUGCCGUCAGGUUGGCAGCGUUUGAUCUCUAUGACGAUGUGGAUUUUGACGAAUGGUUUACAAAUGUGCUAAGCCAAGAAUUGAAAAUGAAACAUAAUAACUACAGAAUAAUAAGGAGAAGAGUUUGUCAACUUAUUGGUAUCUGGUGCGGCGUACGCGCAUCGCAAUCACUCAGACCGGCGAUGUAUGAAGCGCUCAUCGAACCUUUAACACAACCCGAUGAAGAUCCGGCUGUGAAAUUAGCAGCCGCCGAAGCGCUCAGAAGCACAAUAGACGACUUCAAUUUCGAUGUGGAACAAUUCGCACCAUACGCUCCGCACGCGAUUGCAGCGCUUUACGAAUUAUUGGUGGAAUCGGAAGAGUGCGAUACGAAAAUGCACGUCCUCCACGUGGUGUCGUACGUGAUGGAGCGGUGCGGCGCGCACGUGGCGCGCGGCGGCGGCGCGGGCGCGCUGUGCGCGCACCUGCCGCAGCUGUGGCAGCACGCCGCCGGACACAACAUGCUGCGCGCGGCCGUCUUGUCCGCUACCGUGCACCUGCUCAAGGCAAUAGGCGAAUGCUCGCCGAACGUUCGGCCUUGGAUUGUGAGCGUUGUGAACGAAUCCACUCGCUUGUCUGAACCAGCACAUGUGUAUUUAUUAGAAGACGCAUUGGAACUGUGGCUAGCCAUAUUGGAGACCUCGCAGGCUCCCGACCCGCCUACAUUGACGCUGGCUGAGAAUCUGUGUCCUAUAUUAGAACAAUCAACAGAGCAUCUCCGAAUAGUCGUAUACAUAAUGCAAGCGUACACACUGUUAUGUCCCGAGGAGUUCCUGACAGGCGCUGGCGGGAAAUGUAUGGCGUUGUUAGAAGACAUGUUGAGUGAUAUGAGAAUAGAGGGUGUGAUCACCGUAUUGAAAAUGGCGGAGAUUUGCAUGAGCGUCACGUUCCCGGAGAGGAACGCGUUCUUAGGCGUCAAAGUUAUAUGGCCUAUUCUCAUAAGAGUUAUACAUUGUCUGCUAGAAGGAGAUGAUCUGCCUUUGGUCCUAUCAGUGCAGCUGUCACUGGUUUCAAGAGUGAUAUUGCUAUCUUCGGAUCUAUUCUACAAAGCGGUGCAAGAGGCGGCCGCCUCACUAACUGAAUACGACCAUGAUCCAGGGAAAGUACUAAAUAGGUUACUUCAAGUAUGGACUGAAAACAUGAACCUGGUUACACAGGUGGAAAGGUGGAAGGUAGUAGGUCUAGGAUUGGCCGCUCUAUUGACGACACAGAACGCGACAGUUCUCGAGCGGUUCCCGGCGAUACUACUGAAUUUGACUGAAGUGCUGAAUGACGUCAUGAAGACUGAAGACAAUGGUGCUCAUGUCGACGGACUAGUGGCCCCCCCGGGCUCCCGCCCCCCUUCCCCGCUGGAGGGCCGCGGGGGCGCCGCGCGCUGGGGGGACGCGCGGGGCGGGGACUGCAACACGCCGCACGAGCUGCGGAGGAGGAGGCUGGCGGCCGCGCAUCCCGCCAGGGUCAUCGACCUGCGAGCUGUUGUGCAUCAUCAGUUGGAGACACUAAAAGGACAAGUCGGCGCAGAAACGUUCGACCGUCUCAUACAAGCGACAGACCACGAGACGUUACAGCAAAUUAGAGAAUACAUACCGCUUUGAAUCUAGUUUUGACACAAAUUCGCUUUCGACGCGUUCGGAAACACGUUUAAAUUAUAAAUGAUUUCAAUUCGGAAUGAAUUUUUUAGUUUUUUUUUAUUAUCUGUGUCACAUUUUUUUUUGCGGCAGUACUAAGUGGUAUGUGUCAAAAAGUUUCGUUUGCAUUCAGGUCGAAUGAAUAAGAGUGAAUUCUAGAUAAUGUAAGACUUUAUAAAUGCUUUAUUGCACUUGAAACAGAAUGAUGUUUUGUAUUCUUGCAUUGCAUGUAAUGUUGUGCGCAGUAAUGUAAAUGCUGUGAUAUAAUACUCAAGACUUGAUUGCGAUUUAUAAACGUUAUUUUGUUGCAAUGAUCAGUUGUAACGAGUCAUUUGCCAUUAUUUAGUCCAUUUCUUUAAGGUACUAAAAUAAAGGCUCACAAUUUUAAUAUAUCUUUUUAAAUAAUAAUACUUAAUUCUACAUCUUUUAUUUCAUUUCGUUUUAUCUUAUGUCUGUAAAUUAAUUAUAAAAAAGACGUUUAAGAUUGUUUGCUUUUAUUUCAGAACCUACGAACUGGACUGUACUUACAAAUUAUAAAGUCUUAUAUUAUGUAUUUAGAAUUAUAUGCGUAUGAGCCUUUUGUAGCUAGACUGAAUAAGAUUGAACAAUAAAACUGCCAAACGUGGAAUGAAUUCUUAAUUUUCUUUAUUGACAUCACCAACAAUUAAAUAUUUUUUAAAUAGAAAAGCUGUAUUUUAAUCUGUGAGGCCUAAUUUUGUUUUAAUUCAUAGUGGCGCUAGUGUGAUUGAAAUAAGCGCCACUAGUGGCUACAUAUUGAACUAACUGUUGUCAGAAUUAAUUUCCCAUUUUACGGCCGGUAAAUACAUUAAUUUCUUUCUAAUUGUAAAAUUUUUGUAAAUUUUUAAUUUUAUAUAACUUGCUUGUCGUCCUCAUUUAAGAUAUAGUAUGUGUUAUGGAAGUAACAUUUUAUCACCAUUUAUGUAUUAAUUCCGAUUUUGGCCGCUAGAUGGUGUGUUGAUCAAUUUUUAUUUAAUUCUAGUUGUGAAUAUUGUAUUUUAUUUUGUUCUGUUUUUUUUCUUGUAUUCUGUCUAUUAAAAGUAUUAAUUUUAACCGACCACAAAAUAGGAGGUUCAAUUAUUCUGAACUCUUCGAAAGCAGAUUAAUUAAACUUUGUUUAUAUUUGUACAUUUUGAAUUGCAUGUGUAUACUGUCUAUAUAUGACUGCAGUUAAUUAGCUAUGCGAUUGAUUAUAUCUUAUAAUAUAAGAGGUUAAUUAAUUUAA
Amyelois transitella is the source of this 4560-nucleotide messenger RNA. RefSeq names its product importin-11 (gene Impbeta11). Gene Ontology annotation, biological process: protein import into nucleus. The record is from RefSeq and is a predicted model, not a curated record. The transcript is spliced from 19 exons. Bases 279 to 3284 code for a protein of 1001 amino acids. NCBI's taxonomy places the organism in Eukaryota, Metazoa, Arthropoda, Insecta, Lepidoptera, Pyralidae. Gene Ontology annotation, cellular component: nuclear envelope; cytosol. Gene Ontology annotation, molecular function: small GTPase binding.